This is a messenger RNA of Arachis stenosperma, 903 nucleotides long. RefSeq lists its product as uncharacterized. The transcript has a single exon. NCBI's taxonomy places the organism in Eukaryota, Viridiplantae, Streptophyta, Magnoliopsida, Fabales, Fabaceae. The record is from RefSeq and is a predicted model, not a curated record. The coding region runs from base 1 to 903 and encodes 300 amino acids.
AUGGAAGCAAGUCAAAAUCAGUCUGCAAACUUCAAUUCAAUGGAUCCCCAAUCAAUCGCAAACUUCCUAAGUCAGAUUUCAGCAAUCCAAGCUCAUGUGGCCAAGAACACAGGCAAUCCGAUGCAAGAUCCAGCAAGUCCAUAUUUUUUGCAUCCUGGUGAAAGUCCUGGUAAUCAUUUAAUUCCAGUUACAUUGAAUGCACAUAACUACAACUCUUGGAGCAGAGCCAUGUUGUUAGCCUUGAAAUCAAAGAACAAACUGAAGUUCAUUGAUGGUUCGAUAACAAAACCAAAUGAGAAUGAUCCCUUAUUCGAAGCCUGGGAGAGGUGCAAUACGUACAUUGUGUCAUGGAUAAAUCUGUCCUUGAGUCCAGAUAUUGCAGGAAGUGUCAUAUGGAAUAACAGUGCCUCAGAUCUUUGGAGAGAUUUAAGACGCAGAUACUAUCAAGGUGACAAGUUCAGAGUGGCUGAAUUACAAGAGGAACUCUUUCAAUUGAAGCAAGGAGAUGCUAGUAUAACAGCUUACUACACAAAGCUGAAAUCGAUUUGGGAGGAUUUGGACAAUUUUAGGCCCGUUCCUAACUGUGAAUCUUGUGAUUCAAUUUGCUCUUGUGGAUUGAAAGUCAUGAGAGAGUAUAGACACGAAGACCACACAACCAGAUUUCUCAAGGGACUUAGUGAACAAUAUUCAGUUCCUAGAUCACAAUUGAUGCUUAUGGAUCCUCUGCCUGACAUUGACACUGCCUUUUCCAUGCUUACACAGCAGGAGCGACAAUUUAAUGAAUCUCAAGAAACCAAAAUCUUCUUCAACAAAGCAACACCAAACUUCAAUGAUGAUAGAAAUAAAGGGAGAGGCAAAGGAAGAGGAAGAUCUAAUCCAAUUGGAAGAGAAAAUGAGAAUUAG